Messenger RNA from Austrofundulus limnaeus, 1274 nucleotides. Its product is annotated as protein FAM177A1. NCBI's taxonomy places the organism in Eukaryota, Metazoa, Chordata, Actinopteri, Cyprinodontiformes, Rivulidae. The record is from RefSeq and is a predicted model, not a curated record.
CAUGUGAUUAUCUCGGGGAGAGGAUGGCCUCUCUCUUUGGGAUAACAUCCGCCAAGUAUCAAUACGCCAUUGAUGAAUACUACAGGAUAAAGAAAGAGAAAGAGGAAGAGAAGGAAGAGAACCGUCUGUCAGAAGAAGCCGAGCGCUCCUUCGGCCAGCUCCAAUCUCAGGAACAGAAGGACGAGCCCGUCGCUGUGCGAGAGGGGCAGGAGGCGGAGCCUGCUCACCCCGACGUGACCUAUCGGGUCGAGAACGAGAGUCGGGCCAAUCCCAACACCAUCGUCGUCCCCGUUUAUGUGACAGCAACCUAACCCUCUCUGGGGAAGGACACGUUAACGUCUGUCUGCAAAAGAAGGAACGCCGUCUUACUGGACCGAGCUGCUUGGUUUGUGUAGAACUGCUUUCCAUGGGCGGCGCUGCCAUAUGUUUGGCUAAAUGUCGAGGACACUGAGGGGGGUGUAACUGUAGAAACUCAAAAACUAACUGCUGGAUAACAUGGCUGUACACAAUUAAAUACGAGUUAACAGGUAUAGAUAGAAAAGUUGAGACCAUUUAAAUGGUAAUUGACACAUUUUUGUCUUCCUGACGUUGAGUUUAUUUCCAUUUUUGCUCACAUUUUGAAGUCACUCACCGUCAGCUGGGUUGUCAGUUUUUUUUACGGCACCAUCCUCCAAACUUUGCUAUGCAGCAGGGGGUCAACGUCGCUCCCCUGUGCCUCCGAUGGACCAGCCACUGUGCCUCAAUAACCAACACAGCCACGUCCGUGCCAGAUGUAGACUCACGUUAAAAAAACAAAACAAAAAAAAAAACAGCUGUUCUGUCUAGAUCUGGACACACUGCGUUCUCAAGAUGGCCAUUUCCCCACUCCCUCACAUGUAGAUUMGACAUGCAUGUCGUCUGUUAACGUGUGUAUUGAUGCAUAUUAGACUUGUGGUGCACUUAAACGUCCGUGGAAGCACAGAGCACAUUUAGGUGCAGCUGUCAGAACCUUUUACUGGUCACACGACAGACUAACUUUUAGCUUAAAAAACAACAACAACAAAAGAAAAGAAAACGGGUUUAGGUGUUCUGUGUGGCUCUUUUUAUCUGCCUUACUUACCGUGAACUUGAAAAUCGUGAAUGUGUUGUGUAAGAACGUGCAAACUAAACAUUUCUUACAGUUUUUAAGCACAAUUUUUGAUAUUUAUUUUAAUAUACUUGAGUUGUUAAUUUAAGCGUUUUGUAUUGUUUUAGUAAUAUUUAAAUAAACGGUUAUGUUACUAUCUAAUUUUUUA